Hyla sarda is the source of this 5053-nucleotide messenger RNA. Its product is annotated as KIAA2012 ortholog. The record is from RefSeq and is a predicted model, not a curated record. NCBI's taxonomy places the organism in Eukaryota, Metazoa, Chordata, Amphibia, Anura, Hylidae. The coding region runs from base 373 to 4656 and encodes 1427 amino acids. The transcript has 27 exons.
AUAUCCCUGAGGGCUCCUGAUCUCCUCCACUUGCUACCAAGGUAACACCAGAAACAAUCUUUUAACAAUGAGGCGCGGUGAAGAGUCUCAGAGAACGACUUGGGACAGUGCAGUCUAUGGCAACCAGUGCAGGGCAGACACAAACAUUGUGAGCAAUGGGAGGGAGUGGAGAUCCUGAUCCAAAUGUAUUCUAAUGCCCUCAUGCAGUUCUCUGACUGACAAUUUAUCAUUAGAUAAUUCUGUGUAUCCCCAACUAUUCCUGAGGAUUUCAUAGGAAAAGAAGACGGUGUCUGCAUUGGAGGCUGGCAGCCCUGGCAUGUGAGAGUGCAGGGCUUUGGGAAUUUCUACAUCGCUGGAGGUCGGCCAUGAAAGAUGUCAACUCUAUCACUGCUGAGCCGUGGAAAUGCCCAGGUGGUCAAAAUCACUCAUGAGAAGAUAGUCAUUCACUAUGAGCCAGAGGAUUAUUUCAAUUGGAAGUCCCGUCAAGAUUUUCACAUCAAACGAUUUCUCAAUGGUAGAUAUACAUCCAACUACUACUGGGCAGUGCCAACUCACAAGACGUAUACCACUAGGAAAGGAGCAUUGGUCCUCUAUUCUGAGGAUUUGGCAUUGCCAGCAUGGAAUGUAUCACAGGACAAGAGGAUUAAAAAAAGGCAUCGCCACAAAAGGAAGAAUUAUCAGAUUGAGCUCAGCACUCUCCAAGAUUUGACCGGAGCUAUUUUGUCUUAUGGAAGAAAAGAGAAAGAUCACACUGAGCCUCACUGGCAGCCAUACCUGCAUUUUAUAAAUGAAGAGGAUAUUCAGAGUGGAAGACAGAUCCGGCCUGGAUAUUCACCAAAGAGAUAUCUUACCCGUCUCUUCAGAACAUGGGAUCCAAACAUAGUUUACAAGCUACAACAAGCAGGAAGCCUCAGAGACUCAGUACAGCUUCAACAACUCACAGCCUCAGGAGACAGCGGUGGACGACAUCCAGACUUGUCAUCUACACCAUUGAAAUAUCAACGACUACCUGCCUUCACCUCCUUACCUUACUGGAGCAAUGCAGAUCUGUUCACCAGUCCAGGGCAUUGCACCCCGGUAGAAGAGGAGACUGGAAAUGAAAUAGAACUGGCCUAUGACAAGGAAAUUCUUGAAGUAUAUGGAAAAAGCUCAACUAUACCCAGCACAGCAUCCCACAGAAAAUCCAGUCCAGAGCAAAGAGAAUCUCAUGUUACACAGAGUUCCUGGAAAGUCAAAGAGCAGUGCAAUUCACAUAUGGUAGAAGCACAGCUGAAUCAGCCAAGGGGAGAAGAUACAAUAAGCAGUAUCCCUGACCACAAUGAAAAGCCUCCAGCACCUGUAGAUAUGUUGUUUUGUAAGGAAAAUUCUGCACCACAUCAUGGAAAGCCUCACACAACUUUCUAUGGUGGACCUUUUGCAGGAAGAAGGAGACAACCACAAAAUAAACAGCAGAAGGAUUAUUUCGAACAUUUUCCAGAGGGAACAUUCUUACCACCAGUUUCUCAAUCCAUCAAUGCAGAAGCAGAAGUCUUCAAAGAUCCAAAUACUAAGGUACAAGAACCCUUAAAAUUACCUCCAAUUAUUGAAGAGUCUUCCAAAAUACCACAAAGAAAGAGAAGACGUCAAGCCACUGACCCACCAAAGGAACUCUUGGUUAUACCAUUACUUGUCCGUUUUGAGAAUCAAAAAGUAACCCAAGAAGAGCAAGCACGCAUGGAUGAAGCCACUAAGAAUGGAAUUCCUAAUUCCAACAAUAUUGAAGAGCCUACCGGUGGUAAAGCAAAGAGCGAGGAGGAAUUAAAUGAGGAGCAAGUGGACACCCUGCCUACCAUUCAAGUACCCAUAGCAGCUGCAGAGAGCAGAUUCAAGACCCUUCAGAUUGAUAUUGAUUGGAAUGUGGAUCCUAACACAGAUGGAGAUCUUCUAGCUCCAGAAGCCCCUCCACUUGGCUCACUACCCCCAAUAAAUGGCAAGAAGGGACCUGGGAACCAGAGCAGCAUGGCAAAUUUGAAGGCACCCAAUGCCAACAAUAGUGCCAGUGCAAUAACCUCAAAAGGAUUGCCUACUGGUAUCAUCAGAGGAUCUCUACCUGAAGAACUCAAAGAAUGCUGUAAAGACAAUUCUGUAGGAAGCCUUAUUAUGGGCCCUGAUGGGGAAAUUGUGUGCCUGUCUCUAAUGGGAGCAACAAGAAAUGCAGAUAUUCCUAUUUGUUUUGAUUUCAUUCCCGAAGAAGAAGAAGAUUACCUUCCAGUGGCAUCUGCCGGUCAGGAAGAACAAUGGCCUUUAAGUCAGCAGGAUUUGGAGAGAGAGCAAGACAAUUAUACAUCUUUCCUGAGUCCUGCCAACUCCACAGAAAGGUCUACACCUCCUCACCACAAAGGAAAGAAAGGAAAAAUCAGCGAAACAUCUUUCCAAGGGGAAAGUGAUGAUGUGAAUGUACAGGAAUUUGGACCAAACAAAAUUGCUGAAAAAUAUCACGAAGUACAAAAGGAAAACAUCAGACAUAGGCAGAAGAAAGACGAGAAGAACAAACUGACUGAAGAAAAGAGUCAUCAAAGGGAAGAGGACAUAGAAGAAAGAUUUUCAAGGACACGAUCUCCAGAACAGGAAGACAAACAGUAUUCUGCAGAAACUGGUCCAGAAAAUGGUAAUGAAGUCUCUAGCACAAGAUCUGAUUAUUACCAGGAUGAAAACACUGAAGAUGAAGGUACAUUUGACCAAAACAUGCAGAUCCAAUCGGAGGCUUCUAGUAGUAGAACAACAGACAAGAAGCUGCCGGAUUCUUCAUUACUGCAGGGGUCGUCUUCCUACACAUACACUGACAAGCUGGAUAACAACAGAAACAGUAUCCUUACAAACAAAAAUGAGCAUAAUGCGGAGAAAAGAAACGAGUAUGGAAUAGACCUACAGAUGAUAAAUGAGCAUGAAACAAGCCAAGCAACAAAACAAGGGCCCCACCAACCUACACCAGGUGCCACAAACAUUAGACCAAAGGAGAGGAAAUCACACCAUGAAAGUGAAACUUCUGGACAGGAUGCAAUUGGAUUACAGGAUAGUAAAGACAAUGAUCCUCCAGCUCCCUCUACUGGCCAGAAUCAGAACCACAAUAAGAAAUCUGUACAAAUCUUAAAAGACUCAGGAAAAGCACCAAACCUAAAAUCCAAGACCUCAGACGUCAUUAAAAAGCAAAAUCCAAAGUCCCCUGGUAGAAGCGUAAAUAAUAUUGAAACUUCCAAAGAUGCAGGGAAAGUAUCCAGUGAGAAGACAGACAAUUUGCCAGUCACUCCACCUCAGACAGAGGUCACGCAGGAACACAGCCUUAUUGAGAAGCAGCAGUUAACAGAAGAAGAAGAGCUGGCACUACUAAAGGAAAUCACCAACAAUGUGACUAAAGAGACAACAAAGGGGAAGGGAAGGAAGAAAGGCAAAAGUGAAAACGUUCAAAAAACUGAAAAAGCUCAAGCUUCACCAGCCAAGAAAGUAAAUCAGAAAGCUGGAGCCGAACAAGGAAAAGCCUUUCUUGCUGGGCAGCCCAAAAAUAAAAAAGGCGGAAACAAAAUGUCUCCAAAGAAAGCCACAGAACCAAUAAAGAUGGAUGAAACCAUUUAUGAUACUCAGGACACAUCUGAACAAAUAAAAGAAGAAGAGGACAAUGAUGCAGAAAAGGAAAGUGAAGACUCUUAUGUUGUCAUUGAAUAUCAUGAGAGAACCCCAACUCCAACACAGCCCAUAGACAUUCAUUCUGAAUCAGACACAGAUGUGACACCCCAGACAUCCAACCAGAUCUCAGGGCAGACAGCCGGCAAACAGGUUACUGCCACACUAGAAGUGACAAGCCAAGCCAACGAAGACGACCAUGCCAAUAGUGAAACCUCAGAGGUCACUAGCAGUUCGGUCCGUCAGAGGAGGUCUUCAAGAGCCCGUGAAAUCUCGGAGAAAGCAGAAAAGAGAAGGCUAGAGGUCGAAAGGAAAAGGAGAGAGCGAGAGGAGCAGUUACGCCUCGAGAAAGAGCAACAGGAAAGACUGGACAAAAUGAAGGAAGAGCUUGAACAAGAGCAACUGAGAAGAGCAGAGGAAAUACGUCUGCGGAAGAAACAAGAAGAAGAAGAAAAGCAGGACCAGGAGCAAGAGAGAGCUCGUAAAAUGCAGCUACAACAGCAAGCACUAGAGAGAGAAAGGCAGCAGCAAGAGGAAUACCGCCGCAAGCUGCAAGAAAUUCAGCGAAGGAAGCAGCAGGAAGAGUUGGAAAGAAUAGAGUUGGAGCGUCAGAGACAAAGGGAAGCAGAGCGUUUAGAGGCAGAAGAACGUAUGCGACUUCUAGAAAUGGCUGCUGAGGAGAGAGAGGAAUACCAGAGGAAGAAGCGUAAAAGAGAGGAACAGGCCAGACAGGAAGAAGAAGAGAGGAGACUGAAGGCAGAGGAAGAAGCUAAAGCUAUGAUGGAAGAAGCACAGAGACAAGCUCAACUGUUGGCCAAGCAAACAGCAGCUCUGGAGCAGCAGCUGCAGUUUAAUCGGGGGCUUCUGAAAGAAUCGGUUGGCAUGGACCAGACGCAAGGCAUCUCCAGACCCUGGGUUUUCUCUUAUUUUGAGUUUCUGGAGCUACUUGGAAUGCCUCUUCCAGUUGAAGGGGAGAAUGACUCUGUUCACACACUGUAGAAAAAUUCAACUGAAUGGAACAAAACCCAUAAAAAUUAGCCAUGGCUUGUGCAUUAUGCAGAUUUGAAAAUCAGCAGCACAAAGUUUUUUUUUCUGCAAAGGGAAAAUGGAAUUUUGUGUAUAGAGUCCAGAUCAUGAGAACUACUCCUGAAGCUUGAGAACUUAUAAUAAAAAACAUAAAAAAGGAGCAGCUGAUUGUGAGAACAAUCUGCAUGGUUAGUAGAAAAAAAACAACAUGCACCACUUAGAGGAACACCAGACAAAACCUAUACCCUGUGAUAUGCCUUGUACAGAGUGUGGGGGUUGUCUGACACAAGGACUUAAAGGGGUACUCUGCCGGAAAACAUUAUUAUAAUUAUUAUUUUUUAAAUCAACUGGUGCCAGAAAGUUAAACAGA